AUGUAUAACAUUUUAUCUUCGUCUGAUGAUGAAGAUUUUGAAAUAGUACAUAGAAGACCAAGACAAUUUAAAGACCGUAGAAAUUAUUUCGAAGAAUUAGAUGACAUCGAAUUUAAAAUGAGAUUUCGUCUAAACAAAGAAACAGUAUUAAUAUUAUUGCAUCAUAUAUAUGAUGAAUUACAAUUUAAGACCGAAAGAAAUAAUGCUAUAUCACCAAUGUACCAACUACUUCUGGCGCUGCGUUUAUAUGCUACGGGAUCUUUCUUAAUUACAAUGGGAGAUUUUGUAGGAGUUAGUACGACAAGUGCACAUAGAAUUGUGCACAGAGUUAGCGCAGCAAUUGCUCGUUUAAGACCUAAUUUUAUAAAAUUUCCAACAACUCAAGCAGAAAUUCGAAGAGAGCAAUUAAAAUUUUUUAAUAUUGCUUGUUUUCCAAAAAUUAUUGGUUGCAUUGAUUGUACGCAUAUACGAGUUCAAUCAUUUGGUGGGCCACAUGGUGAAUUGUUUCGAAAUCGAAAAGGAUAUUUUUCGCUCAAUGUCCAAGUAAUUUGUAACAGUAACUUAGAAAUAACAGAUAUAGUUGCCAGGUGGCCUGAUUCAGUACAUGAUAGCACUAUUUUCCACAAGUAG
Messenger RNA from Cyphomyrmex costatus, 630 nucleotides. RefSeq names its product putative nuclease HARBI1. Lineage: Eukaryota; Metazoa; Arthropoda; Insecta; Hymenoptera; Formicidae. The transcript has 3 exons. Bases 1 to 630 code for a protein of 209 amino acids. The record is from RefSeq and is a predicted model, not a curated record.